This is a messenger RNA of Phytophthora nicotianae INRA-310, 231 nucleotides long. RefSeq lists its product as hypothetical. The record is from RefSeq and is a predicted model, not a curated record. The coding region runs from base 1 to 231 and encodes 76 amino acids. Gene Ontology annotation, molecular function: nucleotidyltransferase activity; double-stranded RNA binding; tRNA binding. Gene Ontology annotation, cellular component: cytoplasm. NCBI's taxonomy places the organism in Eukaryota, Oomycota, Peronosporomycetes, Peronosporales, Peronosporaceae. Gene Ontology annotation, biological process: regulation of translational fidelity. The transcript has 2 exons.
AUGGCGCGUCUCCUCAAACCGGACGCUGAAGGUUUCGCCUUCGCGGCGCAGCAAUUGCGACUUGGACAGCUCGUAUCUUUCCCUACUGAGACCGUCUACGGUCUGGGCGCCAACGCACUCAAUCCGGAGGCUGUUCUGGCCAUUUUUGAAGCCAAGGCGCGGCCUCUCACAGACCCACUGAUCGUACACGUCCCCGCUCUGGAGGACGCCCCUUCUGGCCUGGACCAUUGA